GCAGGGACUCAGAACAGCCUGUGCGAUACACAGUUACCGAUUAAGGCAGGGGAGCGAGAGAGGGAGAGUGAGCUGCAAAGGGCGAGAAAGACAUCAUAGAGAAGCAGGAGACAGAAGAGAGGGGUAAGAGGCUGCUCCAUCAAACAGCAUCCCAGAAUGAACAUGUCCAGCAAUUCUGCUUUGAUCCAGCAGAUCUAUCCCUUCCAUGACGGCUGGAAUGUUGCCUGCUUCAUCAUCCUCCUACUAUUCGUCCUCACCAUCCUCUCCCUCGCCACGCUGGCGCUCCUCUACGAGCUGCUGGACUGCGGUUGCUUCACCAAGAACAAAACAGUCCGCGAUCUGCGCCGCCAGCAUGAUGAGGUGGUUUAGCUGUAACCAUGGUGACAGCAGACACGGUUACCGUAGGAACCACAGCAAGAGAGUGGUGGAAAUGGCUGCAGAUAUGGACGGGGCUGUUCACCAGAUCGGAGUCCCUUAAAAACACACCACACAUUUACAGAGAAGCACUCCACUCCCAAAAGCUCCAACAGCAAUACACAGAACGGGUGUCUCGAUGGAAAUAUAGAAUAUUUAAAGCCAUCAGAAAGAGAGGAAAAAUUUGCUUUUGUGUGUGCACGUCAUAGUCUCCUCUGAAUAUAGUUUGCAUUCAGUAUUCCAGUACUUUUGUUUGAUGCUGAAUUUUAAAAAUGUGUUUACAUGAAGCCUUCCUUUUGUGUGGGAUGACCUAUAGUUUGCAAGUCAGUGUUGUGGAAUUCAUAAGCUACAUAUAUGACCCUCCUUACAACACACACAAACUCUCACACAAUAUGGUUUGAAUAAAGGGAAUGUUUCUAUGUGACUAUGUUUACAGAGUUGAUAUCAGAAUCAUUGUUGUAUACAUAUAUCUACAAGAAGCACAUUAAAGGCCAAUUACUGCAUCAAUGCAAAUGCCUUAAAAUUGUGUAUUUAUCUGAUCUAAUAAAAUCCUACAA
This is a messenger RNA of Xyrauchen texanus (razorback sucker), 971 nucleotides long. It is a transcript of the gene smim18, whose product is annotated as small integral membrane protein 18. The record is from RefSeq and is a predicted model, not a curated record. NCBI's taxonomy places the organism in Eukaryota, Metazoa, Chordata, Actinopteri, Cypriniformes, Catostomidae. Bases 157 to 369 code for a protein of 70 amino acids. The transcript has 2 exons.